This is a messenger RNA of Culex pipiens pallens (northern house mosquito), 2164 nucleotides long. RefSeq lists its product as uncharacterized. The coding region runs from base 97 to 2157 and encodes 686 amino acids. The record is from RefSeq and is a predicted model, not a curated record. NCBI's taxonomy places the organism in Eukaryota, Metazoa, Arthropoda, Insecta, Diptera, Culicidae. The transcript is spliced from 4 exons.
CAAAGUUUACUUCUGUUACUUGUAGUGAGUUUGCUGUCUGUCCAAACAUCAGCUCAACGCAGCUGCAUCAAGUGCACCACCUCCACCUUUGCCUGCAUGCUUGGCACGAAGGCGCCCGACCCGUGCAGCGUUCCGGACGACCUGUGCACCGUCCGUAUCGUGGAGGGCUUCUUCGGAAACGGUGUAACCACACGCGGCUGUCUGGGGGACAUCGAGGAUCCCGCUGAGCGUGCCAGAUGCGAAGAUCCGGAAGACUUUUCGUGCGUAACUUGCGGUGAUGGGGAUGCUUGCAACAACCAGGUGUGGCGGUCGUGUCACAUGUGUAGCGAGGUGUUGAACGAGACUUGCGCUGGGGAACAGCAGAUGAUUCUGGACGCACAGUACUGUGGGAACUACAGGGAACCGAACUUGUGCUACGAGCGGUUCGUUGAUGGGAGAGUUGAGCGGGGUUGUGAAGCGGAUCUUGGAGAGGAAGCUUGUGUUGAGAAUAAGGAGUGUCUGGUGUGUGAUCGCGAUGCUUGCAACAAGGACGAUUCCGUUACGUUCAAGGGUAGUCUGUGUCAUCAGUGUGAUUCGUUGAGUGAUCCGGAUUGUGCAGCGGGUGCCGCCGACCCCACUCACUGUGGACAGGAAGAUGUCUGCAUCACAAGGGUAGUAGACGGAGUUCUUGAACGAGGCUGCCUUUCAAAACUCAAUGAAGAAGAUCACCGAAAGUGUCAGAAUCCCGAAGAUGACUCGUGCUUGAUGUGCGAUACCGAGAGCUGCAAUACGAUUCGGUGGCUUCAGUGUCAUCAGUGCAACGGAACUUCGGCGUGUAACGAACAACAACAUGAUUCAGAACGAAAGUUCUGCCAAAAUUACGUCACCGACAACAGGUGCUACGAAAGGAUUGAGGAUCACAUGGUGACGCGAGGUUGUGAAGCUGAUUUGGCGGAAGAUGCGUGCGAAACUAGCUUGGAGUGUAGAUCCUGCGGGACGGAUUUGUGCAAUAAGGAUGCGGCGUACGAGUUGCAUACAAGGCAGCGCUGCCAGCAGUGCAACACUUUGGAUGAUGUCGACGGAGCUUGUCUUUUAGGAGUUGCACCAACUAAGCCUUGCAGGGUGGAGUCCGCUGGAAAGUGUUUUUCCAGAAUAGAUUCUGAUGGAGUCCUUCAUAGAGGAUGUUUAGGAGACCUGCCAGCUGAGGAAGCUCAAGCUUGUUCAACCGAAACCUGUUCAAUUUGUGAAGUCGAGGACUGCUAUAAGGGAUUGUUUCCAGAAAAUCGUUUACGAUGCUAUCAAUGCAAGACCAGCACAACUGAUGAGAAUAAUUUAAAUCAUGAUUUUGUUUUAGAAACCAAAGCUGAUAUUGAUUCAGCCUUGGAAUCUUUAACUAAUGCAAUUUUGGAUGCUAGGAAUAUUGCUAUUCCUAAAGUCCAAGUCAAAUUUGAUUCUCCCAUUAUUGAUGACGAUCUUCAGCUUCUGAUUCGUCUGAAAAAUGUUCGCCGAAGACAGUAUCAACGUUCUCGUGAUCCUGCACUGAAGCGAAUUCAAAAAGAUUUGCAAAAGGUUAUUGACCACAGAUUCACUCUCCUGCGAAAUGAAAAGUUCGCAAGAGAUGUCGAACAAAUUAAACCUUAUUCUAAACCUUUUUGGAAACUUUCAAAGGUUCUUAAGAAACCUCAAAAACCAAUCCCUUCUUUAAAAGAUGGUGAUAAUAUUCUAUUAACUAAUGGGGAGAAAGCUCAAAAACUUGCUCAGCAGUUUGAGAGUGCUCAUAAUUUCAACUUAAAUGUUUUGAGUCCUAUUGAAGAUCAAAUUUCAAUAGAAUUUCAGAAUAUUGUUGAUCAAGAAUUUAAAACCAGCACAACUGAUAAUAGUUGCUCAGACAAGCCCAACUCAGCAUACUGCCAAACUUACGACUCGGAAGACAGGUGUUACACCAGAAUCGUUGAUGGAGUUUUGGAACGUGGCUGCCAGUCGGACCUGGGCAAGGCGGUGAAUGCCUGUGAUAAGCUAGAUAACAAGCGGUGUCGACUUUGCGAUGGCGCCAACUGUAACGCUAUCUCGCCGGAUGAGCUGAACAACUUUGCAAGCAAGCUUGCAUUCGAUUCGAAGCUAGUGGCGCUGAUGUCUGCGGUGAUGUUCAUGGUUGUAUACGGAGUUGAUAUAAGCUAGAUGAAUU